Molecule: messenger RNA, 869 nt
Organism: Microplitis demolitor
Lineage: Eukaryota; Metazoa; Arthropoda; Insecta; Hymenoptera; Braconidae
Product: NADH-cytochrome b5 reductase-like
Exons: 2
Coding region: 9-869 (286 amino acids)
Molecular function (GO): oxidoreductase activity
Source: RefSeq, a predicted model, not a curated record
AUAAAAAAAUGCUAUCAAAUCGACCUCAAUCUCCAAAGGAAGAAGAAUGCUGUGGUAAUUCAUGCAAUCCAUGUAUAUUUGACGUACACAAAAAAUUAUUAAAACAAUGGGAGUUAAAGCAAUUAAAUUUAAAUAAUAAUAAUUUAUUAGAACCCCUAGUAUAUAAAUUAUUUAAAGUUACUAAAUUAAAACAUUUAAAUAAUGAUUACAUAAAAUUGGUACUCAGUUAUAAUUAUGAUGAACAAGAGCUAAAAGAUGGACGAAUAAUAUUAAAUCCAGGGCAACAUGUUGUAAUAAAUUACUUAAAAUGGUCAAAACCAUUUACUCCGAUAUCAUGGACUGAUACUACGAUUAAAUUAUUGAUUAGAAUUUAUGCUGACGGUAUAAAUACACAGAGAUUAAAAAAUUUGGAGAUCGGUGAGGUGAUUAAAGUUCGAGGGCCGUAUGGAGAUUUUAAUUACGCGCGUAAUAAAUUUAAAAAUAUUAUUAUGUUUAGUAUUGGUAGUGGACUAGCUGUUUUUUUACCGAUUAUUAAAUCAAUUAUUGAUGAUGAGGAAGAUGAAACACGUGUUUUUUUAACUGCUGGGUUUAGAUCGUUAGAUCUGGUACCGAUGAAAAAAAAACUUAAAUUAUUUACUGACUACUGGAAUGUUCAGUGUACGCUUUAUUUAACAGAAGGAACAAGUCUAAAUAUCAACGGUAUUGAUAUUAAGCAUGGAAGAAUUAAUGAAAGAGUUUGUAAAAGUGUUUUGGAAAAUUAUUUAGCUGAUUGUACUUUAGUUUUAAUUUGUGGGACGGAAGAAUUCAAUGAAUCGCUUGAACAAUGGGUUUCAGAAUGUAAUUUUUUAAAUUAUUAUGUCUUCAGAUGA